AUGUCGGCUGCUACAGAUAAAGCGCGCUUCUACCUCGAGAAGUCCGUUCCGGAGCUCAAGGAAUAUGAGAAGAAAAAGAUAUUUAGCAAGGAUGAAAUUAUGUCCAUUGUUAAAAGACGAUCAGACUUUGAGCAUAAGCUCAAUGCUCGCGGCGCGCAGCCUGUUGACUUUGUGCGAUAUGCGGAAUACGAGAUGAACCUCGACGCUCUGCGGCGCAAAAGAGUGCAGCGACUAGGUGUUCGGUCCGGAGGCCAUGCGGGUCAACGACGGAUCUUUUUCAUUCUCGAACGAGCAACGCGCAAGUUUCGCGGUGAUAUUGGCUUAUGGAUCCAGUAUAUCGAAUAUGCUCGACUACAGAAAGCUUAUAAGAAACUCACGACGAUCUUCACGGAUGCAUUACGGCUUCACCCUACCAAUGUGGAUCUGUGGAUCUACGCGGCACAGUACAACUUAGACGAACACGCGGAUAUGACAAUGUCACGGACGUAUAUGCAACGGGGGCUGAGAUUCUGCAAGAGCUCCAAGAAACUGUGGCUGCAUUAUGCGAAACUCGAAUUGAUUUAUGUUGCCAAACUUGUUGCUCGACAACGGAUAUUAGGAUUGGACCAGCCGAUUGAGGCACCCAAGCCAGCAGAUGAAGGUGGCCUUGAUGAUGCUAACGCCGAUAUGAUCGUUCUGCCCAAGAUCACUGGAGAGGAUAUCAAUCCUAGUGCUGGAGACGAAAAUGGAGUGGAUGAGGUUGCACUGCAGAAUCUAAACUCGACUCCUGCAUUAAGCGGCGCCGUGCCUAUUGCUAUCUUCGAUACGGCGAUGAAGAAUUUCGCUUACGACGAUGUAUUCGGCCGCGAUUUCUACGAUAUGGUCUCCGAAUUUGAGGAUAUACCGUGCCUGUGCAAGAUUCUGGGUCAUGUGGUCGAGGUACUGUUGCAGCACAAGCCCGCCAGCCACCAUACACAGAUCUGCAACAUUCGACUCCCCAUCGCCGGAAUCCAGCCUACAUCACCCGAGUUCCCACGAGCAUUGGGUUCAUCUCUUACUCGUCUGAAGGAGCACCGACAAAAUCCCAAGAUUGCAACGGAUGUCGUCAGCUGGCUGCAACCACUCCAGAAUGCAGAGGGCUUGGAUCCUGCCUUGGAAAAGGUCAUUGCAGCUACUAUCUUCAAUGCCGAACGCGUACUCCAGCAGGAGUAG
This is a messenger RNA of Aspergillus clavatus NRRL 1, 1191 nucleotides long. RefSeq names its product snoRNA-binding rRNA-processing protein UTP6. Bases 1 to 1191 code for a protein of 396 amino acids. The transcript is spliced from 2 exons. Gene Ontology annotation, cellular component: Pwp2p-containing subcomplex of 90S preribosome; small-subunit processome. The record is from RefSeq and is a predicted model, not a curated record. Gene Ontology annotation, biological process: maturation of SSU-rRNA from tricistronic rRNA transcript (SSU-rRNA, 5.8S rRNA, LSU-rRNA). Lineage: Eukaryota; Fungi; Ascomycota; Eurotiomycetes; Eurotiales; Aspergillaceae. Gene Ontology annotation, molecular function: snoRNA binding; protein binding.